CACCCGCCUCGGUGGAUUCCGGAAUCCACCGAAGCCAUGCCUUCCUCAGCAUGGGUUGUGGUCUACCUGAGUUUUGGAAUAGGCAGAUUAGUAAGGUGUCAGGUGAAUCUUCUGAAUGGUUUAGAUGACAUAGACAAAAUAGGGUAGGCUCCACGCACAAUCUGGAAGUUUUUAAUGGUGGGCCUUCCCAUUACAAAAGUACCUAUGGUGUGGCCCACCUGAGUUUUGGAUCAGCCUGAUGUUUGGCAUCCAAGGAUAACACGAGGGGGUGUAGAUGAUAGACAGAUUGGAUGCCAUCCACACAUCACAAUGGGGCCCACAAAUCGUUUUGUAAGUUUAUCUACAAAGCUUUGUACUGGGUCUAAGUUACCUGAUGAAUUGAAAAGUAAGUAUGCAUACAUGUGCGGUCUUUUUUUUCUUUUAGCAUAUUUACUACAAGUAUAUGCUAUAUCCAUCAAAGCUAUGUUGCCAAACUUCUUUUAAUUGGUUGGUGUAGCAUUUGGAGACUUCUCUUAUAUUGCGGUGACAAGUAAGGAGCUUCCUUUGAGUUGGUGCUACUAUAACUCAGUUUUCAGUUUUCACUGGGACAAGCAAUUGCUAAGAAAAGAUAAGGUUUUUCUUUUCUGUUGUUGAGCAAUUGUUGCUGCUACACGGAUUAUCCCUUUCAUCCAUCCAAAAGAUACAAUGGCUGCAAUCUUGGCAAUCUUGGGGAUCGUGGUUACACCGGUUACAGAAGCCGGAAAAGCUUUAGUGGCUACUAUAAAGCGCCAGGCCAGUUAUCUCCUUUGCUAUAGAUGUAAUGUUGAUGAUCUUAGCAAAGAAGUUGAAAACUUAGAGAGUACAAAAAAUGAUGUAGAGGGACAGGUGGAUGCAGAUCGUCGGAAUGGGCAAGUGAUCACAAACGAUGUUCAGAAAUGGUUGAAAAAGGUAGAAAAUGUCAAAGAAGAUGCAAAGAGUUUGGAUGGUCGAGUUAAAGAGAGCAUAGGCUAUUUCGACUUGUGCUCACGUUACCGUCUAGGUAAAGUAGCAAAAAAAAAGAUGGAUGAUGUUCGUAGUCUCCAAACAGAGGCGAAAUCUAGUAAUGUAUCAUACCCUCCGCCUCCCCCAACCAUGGAAUCCUUGCCUACCAAGGGAUUUAUGCCUCUUGAAUCUACAGAAUUUCCUAUGAAGCAGGUCAUGUAUGCAAUGAAGAAUGAAAACAUCACAUGAUCGGAGUGUAUGGCAUGGGGGGUGUAGGCAAGACGACCUUGAUGAAACAAGUGGCUAGAAAGGUGAACAGUGAAGAACUUUUUCAAGAGGCGAUCAUGAUGACCCUAACCCAAAAACCUGAAUUGAAGACGAUUCAAGGCGAGAUUGCAGAGCAAUUGGGACUGGAACUCAAGGAAGAGAGUCAAGUAGUAAGAGCAGGGAAGCUGUUAGAGAGAUUGAAGCAGGAGCUGUUGAAUAGCAAGAAGAUCCUUUUAAUCUUUGAUAAUCUUUGGAAAAGGUUGGAGCUAGACGACGUAGGAAUCCCUUUGGAAUGGAAUAUUAGGGGUUGUAAGAUUGCAUUUACUACACGAAAAGUGGAAGUAUGCAGUCACAUGAAGAGCCAAGCAAAGAUCCCUGUCAAUGUGUUAUCAGAAGAAGAUGCAUGGCAUCUAUUCAAGGAAAAGGCAGGUGAUGCUAUCGACUCCUUUGAAUUGAAUGUUGUGGCAAAAGAAGUUGUCAAGGAAUGUGGGGGCUUGCCUCUAGCGAUUAUCACACUUGGAAUGGCAUUACAAGAUAAGGAUAAAAAAGUGUGGGAUGAUGCACUACUACAAUUACAGAGGUCGAAUCCUACAAACAUCAAGGGUAUGGAUCGGAAGGUGUUCUCUUCUUUGGAGAUGAGUUACAGUUACUUAGAAAGUAAGGAGGCUCAGUUAUGUUUCUUGUUUUGUUGUUUAUUUCCAGAAGGUUAUUCUGUUGAUGAGGAUGAGAUGAUGAAAUAUGGAAUUGGGGAAGGUCUCUUCAAGAAUGUUAAUACGUUGGAGGAAGCAUCAUGCAGAGUUCAUAUGUUGUUCGACAAACUUAAGGCUUCAUGCUUGUUGCUAGAAGGAAAUAAAUCAAACUCCGUAAAAAUGCAUGAUAUUGUACGAGACGUCGCCUUAUCAAUAGCAGCAAGAGCUGAGCAUGGGUUUUUGGUAAGAGCCAAAGUAGGUUUGAAAGAGUGGCCAGAUAUUGAAAAUGUGCAGGAAUGUAAGAGGAUUUCUUUAGCAGACAAUGAAAUUUGUAGACUUCCUAAUCAAAUUGAGUGUCCUCGGCUCUUAACCUUGCUUUUGGAUGGUAAUCAUUCUUUGAAAGAGAUUCCCAAUUGUUUCUUUCAAGGGAUGAAUUCCCUUAAAGUUUUGGAUAUAUGUGACAUGGAUAUCUCAAUGUUGCCCCCAUCACUGGAGUGCCUAAAAAACCUUCGGACGCUGUGGUUGGAUAGAUGUCCUCAGUUAAAAGACAUAACUCUUAUUGGCAGAUUGAAGAAGCUAGAAAUACUUUGCUUAAAAAAAACUGGCAUAUGUGAACUGACAGAAAAAAUGGGUGAGUUACAGAAUCUAAAGCUCUUGGAUUUGAUGAAAACGAAUUCUCUUGAAAUGAUAGCACCAAAUGUCAUAUCAAGGAUGACUCAGUUAGAGGAACUGCGAAUGGGAAAUAGCUUUGGCAAGUGGGAAGUUAUGGAAAAUGGAGAUGCAAGACAAGCAAGCUUAGCAGAGAUGGCAUCCUUGUCUCGGCUAACUGUUUUAUACAUCCAUGUGAAAAAUGUUGAAUGCUUGUCUCAGGACAUCCCUGGUCCAUGGAAAAACCUGAAGAAAUUCCAUAUAUGUGUGGGUAGAGAUUACACAGACAGCAAAUCAGCAAGGAGUAUAAAAAUUGAGAAUUUACCAUGUUCAAUUGGAAAUUGGGUUGAGGUGUUGUUUAAGAGAACAAACGAGCUAGAAUUAGUGAGCUGUGGGGGUACUGAGAAUCUCAUGCAAUCACAUGAACUAAGUUUCAACAAUUUAGAGAUCCUCAUUAUCAAAGAAUGUGGUGAAAUGGAAUAUUUUGUAAGUGCGGAAGAAGAAGAGACUCCAUGGAAUGUAUUCAAGCAUUUGAAGGAGCUGACGCUAGAUGAGUUAAUAAAUCUAAAGUCAUUCUGCCGGGGCCCACUUCCAGCCGGUUCCCUCCAAAACCUGAGAAAGUUAAAAAUAUUCCGUUGUAAUAAAUUAAUCAAUAUCAAGCCAUCUGAUCUGCCUCAGAGUCUGGAGAAAUUGAAAGUAAGUCAUUGCGAUGAGUUAGUGGAAGUCUUUCACUUCCAGGGGACCUCAAAAGAAUAUGCUCUACUUUCAAAAUUAAGGAAACUCAAAUUGAAUGAUCUACCAGAACUGACAAGUAUUUGGAAGGGGGCUGUACCUCCUCUUGGUAGCCUCCACCAUUUAGAGUACCUAACCGUUGAAGAUUGCAAGAGACUGAGAUAUCUCCUCUCGCUUGCGCUGGCAGAAAGACUUCAGCAAUUAAAGUUGCUUCACAUUUGGGAGUGCGAGAAGAUGGAGACAUUGAUAGGGGUAGAAGAAGAAGAGAUCACAACUGCAUCAUUAUCGUCAUCGUCAGGGUCAAGGCAGUUUGAACUGAUGUGUACUCCUCACUCACUUCCACAUGGAGGAAUGUUCCCUAACCUCCAAACAUUGGACAUUCAAGAAUGUCAUGGUUUCCAGAAUCUCUUUUCAUUGAGUGUCGCGCAAUGUCUCUGGAAACUCCAACGUCUCUCUAUCAUCAAUUGCAAUGGAAUGGAGGCGAUAAUAGCCAAGGGGGCGGACGAUGAAGUGGUGGAUCAAGGCAUGCUUCCAAGGUUAAGGACAUUAGAAUUACAAGGGUUAGAACAGCUAACAAGCUUCUACCAAGGAGUUGGCGUACUUUUCGAUUGGCCUUCUUUAGAAUAUCUUGAGGUGUGGGAGUGUCAGAAUUUCAAGAACAUUCAAAUGGGACCUCACAGCGCUCCAAACCUAAAGAGGAUCUAUUCAACCGCGGAAUGGUUGGAGGUGGAGUUGGAAGACGAGAGCCUUAAAGCCCGUAUUCAAACCCUUAUUUAUCCGCCACUGUGA
Messenger RNA from Magnolia sinica, 4085 nucleotides. Its product is annotated as probable disease resistance protein At4g27220. The transcript has 2 exons. Gene Ontology annotation, molecular function: ADP binding. The record is from RefSeq and is a predicted model, not a curated record. Lineage: Eukaryota; Viridiplantae; Streptophyta; Magnoliopsida; Magnoliales; Magnoliaceae. The coding region runs from base 1206 to 4085 and encodes 959 amino acids.